This is a messenger RNA of Ostrea edulis (European flat oyster), 4701 nucleotides long. RefSeq names its product calpain-9-like. Bases 212 to 2773 code for a protein of 853 amino acids. The transcript has 18 exons. Gene Ontology annotation, cellular component: cytoplasm. Gene Ontology annotation, molecular function: calcium-dependent cysteine-type endopeptidase activity. NCBI's taxonomy places the organism in Eukaryota, Metazoa, Mollusca, Bivalvia, Ostreida, Ostreidae. Gene Ontology annotation, biological process: proteolysis. The record is from RefSeq and is a predicted model, not a curated record.
GUUCGUUAAUUGUUUAUGUUUACAUGUUGCCAUGCUGCGCGUGUGUAUCGGCUUUCGCGGUAAUGAAAGACGGUUGACCCGUGAUCUUUUUUCCUGAUUUCCGUUCGACUAAUUUCUAAGUGUACUGUUUCUAAAAAAGAGAGAGCGGGGGAAUACUGUGCGCAGAGUACCAGGAUUUUGUAUACGUUGGACGUACUACAGACCUACAACCAUGGGUUGUGCCACGUCCUCGGAGCCCAAACGGACGGGUGCGGAAUACGGCCAGUACAGCAUGCUGGGUAAUUACCACCAAAAACACGAAGACAAGAAACCACAGCAACAGCAGCAGAAGAAUGGCGGACCACCGCUAGCGCCGACAGAUGAGGACUUGUAUCACACCGACACUGAGGACGAGGAUGCUAAUCGUCUGACACCACCACCACCCAUAGCUAAUCCCAAUAAUUCUAAACAAGAAGAGCAAACUCAAAAGAAGGAAGACACCCAGCCACCACCUGUUGUUCUGCCGCCUGAAAAGAAAGAGGAAGAGGUCAUUCCACCCCCGCCGCCAGCAGAACAGAAAGAAGAGGAAAUCAUCCCCCCUCCGCCGCCAGCAGAACAGAAAGAGGAGGAAGUCAUCCCCCCUCCGCCGCCAGCAGAGCAGAAAGAGGAGGAAGUCACCCCCCCUCCGCCGCCAGCAGAGCAGAAAGAAGUUAUUCCCCCUCCCAGUGGUGGUUCCACAACUGAUCUGGCGGGGGCUGUGGAGAGUGAGGAAAAUGAACCGGAAGAGCGCGGCCGGAGGACAGGGGUGGACUUAGUGGUGGUCAGUCAGGAAAUGGUACCUGAAAGGUACCACAGCCCAGAGCCUCCUAAGUUUGGGGAAAAUUACGUUCAAAAUGAUCUUGGCCAGUUUGAAAUACAUCAGGACUUCCGUAAAAAUCCGGAGGACUACGAUUACGAGGCUCGGCCCCAGGUCGCUCCUGGACAACUCUUCAUAGAUUCGGAAUUUUCACUCAAUGCGGCCAUGGGAAGUGAAUAUAGCAAAAAACAGCUAGAGUGGAAACGCCCACCCGAAUUUGUCAACAGCCCGUGUCUGUUUUCUGAGGGCACCACACGCUAUGACAUAGGUCAAGGAUCCAUUGGGACGUGUUGGUUCCUGUCAUCUGUGGCUAAUGUUGCUGAUAAACCUAGUCUCCUUAGAAGGAUUAUCCCUAGAGAUUCCUACCCCGUGGGAACUCCCCAAUAUGACGGCAUAUUCCACUGCCGAUUCUGGAGAUUUGGCAUUUGGGAUGACGUUUUUAUCGACGAUUAUCUGCCAAUAAUCUAUGGAAAUAAAAUUUACUCCGCCCACUCUAACACCGACCCGAACGAAAUGUGGGUGGCAUUGCUGGAAAAGGCUUUCGCAAGGAUGUACGGCAGCUACACGGAUGUGUCGGGUGGAAUGGCGGCCGAUUCCUAUAUGGCUUUGACAGGGGGCGUAUCCGAGGACAUCGACCUCAGAAAGAUGACCAUGGAACCCCCACAGCUUCACACACGUGUCAGGAACGCCCUCUUCUCCGGGGCUGCAGUCACGUGCAGUGUUCCGGCGGAAUUUGAUCAGCAGCAUGGAUUGGUGGGAGGACACGAGUACACGUUAACGGGUGCUGUAAUGGCAAACGGGGUUCGCUUAUUCCGUGUAAGGAAUCCCUGGGGUAACACUGAGUGGACAGGCCCAUACAGUGAUGGGAGUCCCGAAUGGCAAAGCCUACCAAAAGACACGAUUGAGGCCCCGAACAAGGACGAUGGAGAGUUUUACAUUUCACUCGAACAUUUCCUCCAUUUCUUUAGCACUCUGACAAUCUGCAACAUCACACCAGACUUUGAUAGAGACGGAUCUUCGGAUUCCCUCAAAUACUGCACGUGCUUAUACGGUAAAUGGGAGGGAGAGGAAGCCGCUGGAUUUAACGACAAGAUAAGCAACCCAAAGUUCCAUUUUGAAAUCACCGAGCAAAGUGUCGGUGCAGAUGGGAGUGUACCUUUUGUUGUACAGAUCAUACAGCGUACCAAACAGAGAAAGGCCAAGAAAGUCAGCAUCCGGGCCGACCUCUACAGGGUCGUGGAGAGUGGAGCUAACGAUUUACUUGUUUUACAAGAAGAGGGAAUCCCCAGUAAAAAUAACAACUACAGAGGAGAUGCCCAGGCCUGCUUCCGGUUCUCACUGAAACCCGGAAAAUAUAUCUGUAUACCCUCCACCAUGCAGGCGGGCCAGGAACGGGAGUUUAUGGUUCGAAUGUUCAGCGCAGGUCCACUGGGUGAUAUUAAAAAAGUGGAUUCGAAUGAGACGACCGUUAUGAACUGUAGCGGAGAGGGAGCUGAGCAAUAUAAGCAUGUGAAAUGUGUCACGGGUCAAUGGACGGCCGGGUCGAAUGCCGGAGGACAAGUUUCAAACAACACUUUCCACAUCAACCCUCAAAUCAAGAUCGACAUUCCCAGUGCUCAACAAGUGAAAUUCCAGUUAUUGGCAGCUUCCGGUGAAUCUCGGUAUCCUAUUGGUUUCAAACUUUUCCAGGCUAAUGGAGAACCGGUUCCCGCGAGCUUGGAUUGGCUGUACGAGAACUACAGCAACGCCGUCAAGACAACAGAGGGAGAUGACGGACAGUUCAUCAUGGGUGGCUCCGCCCCCGCAGAGUAUUCCCUGGGACCCGGAUGCUACAACUGUUUACUCCACAUGGACCAGCCCGACACAGAGAAGCGAUUUGCCUUGGUUAUUCGAUCCAUUACUCCACUGGAUAAUAUCGAAACAUUCCAAAUGGAAUAAUAACCAAGAAAAUCUACACGAACCUACUCACGUGAUCAUACUCACGAGAUCAUACUCACGUGAUCGGAACAGCCUGUAUUGAGAUUGUCAGCUUCCCUGGGAUAUUGUGAUUUUCUUAAAUUUAUUUUUUGCAUGGGUUCAGAAACCAAUUGAAUACGACAUUCAUCUAAAGUAUAAGUUAUAGACUAUGUGAAUUUUGUUCUCAUCUGUUCAAUACUUAUUCAAGAGAUUGUACAUUAUGUAUAUAUAUAUCCGUAGAAAUGAUGUUUACAAAUAGUGUAAUUCUGUAGCUAUUUGUUUACGGAACUAAGAAAUAUAUAAAAUAAAUUACGAAGAGCAGACUUUUAAAUUACUUUUGCACAAAUGAAAAAAAAAAAAUAAAAAAAAAUAAUGUUAUAAUGAUUGAUUUUUUAAGGUAUGUUCUAACAAUGCGUUGAGUUGUACAUGUAUACAGUAUUUUCCUAAUUUUACAGGACUGCUACUCUUUAUGCCGGAACUUUUUGUUUUAUUUUGUUUGGUUUGAUUUUUAUGGAUGCAAACUUUUCGCACGUUUUAAACGUUGUCGACUCAUCGAAAGCGAAUCUGUGAUAUUAUUUGGCUUUUGACAGAACUAGAUUAGAUAGUUUUAUUAAUUUCAGUUAGAGUUUUUCCAUGUUCUUUUCUGCGAUCCGUCCAAGGUUUUUACUCAUCGAUUUCUUAUGUUACAUUUCAUUUUGUUGUACAUAUAUAUGUUUACUAUUUAUUGAUAUUAUCAUGAUAGGAAAUAGAAAUUUUUUUUUUGAAUGACACAAGGAGAAAACACUUGCACAUUGACGAUAUUAUGUACAUGUAGGACCCCUUACGUACCUAAUUAAAAAUGUUCAUAAAUUCUAAGUUUAUAUUCUCAUAACAGCACCUGAAGCGUAAAAGUUUAGCUGUGCAUUACAUUGUUGUAGAAAUAUACAAUGUAUGUGUAUCAUAUUAAGAUUUAUCACUUCCUCAUCCCUAAUGAAUAAAAACAUUGUGGGUUUUUUUUUUCGGGGAUGGGGUGGUUUCAAAUGAGACGGUCAAAUAAUUCAAUAAAAAUUAAACUUCGCUAUUUUUCAAAAUUUAGUUUGACUUGUUUCGUGAACAAUUUUAGUUAAAUUCUUUUAUUCGUAUCAAGUGGAAUAAGAUUUGUACAGAAUUGUACCGAAUUAUUCCGGAGUUAUUAUAAGCGACAGGUCACAGUACUUUGGAUGAUAUUAACAGGGGGGGGGGGGGGGGAGGGGGGGGCGGCAACCUUAACGGAGGUCAAUGGUUUCUGAUCGUAUAUAUAUAUAUAAUUUCAUUUGUCAUAUAUCUUCAAAAUCGUUGUCCAUCAUGCUAUUCCCAUAACUGUAUAUUUAUGAGCUUUGAAUUCGACUUUAUAUUUCACCGUAUUUUCCACAUUUUUGAAUUGAUAUACAUAAUGUAUGUCUUUGUUAAAAGGAAAAUAUGACUAUUGUCAGUUUAUCAUGUCUGUGUGACAAUCUAAAAUUUAUUGUCCGUUUUGUUUCUAUCGUAGCCAAACAUUGAUAUUGUAAACGUACCUGUUUUAAAAUUUGUUUUAUUUUUAUUCUUAUUUGCAUAUUUUAUGUGUGUUCCCAAAUCGCCGCUUCUGUAAAUUGAAUUCCAUCGUUUUCAGGACACAAUUGUUCAUAUUGAUAUCUGUCUCAGCUGUACACUGACCACCAUCUUAUUUAUACUUGUGACGUAAUCCAUCUGUACAGAAGAAUCAUACCAUUACAGUUUAUACUCUCCUAUAGUGGUUUAUCCAUAUUUUAAAAUCCAAUUUGUCUGUUCAUAAAAUUUUAUGUUUUAAAAAGAUAUAUAUAUUUUAUUUAUCUGUUUUUGAAAUAAUGUAUGUAUUUUCUAUUCUGUUCUUACUUGUUGGUUCUCUUUACAGGUCAUUAAAUUUGCAAAGUUUA